CGAGGAAGAGCCCAGCCAACAGCCUCCCCAGAAUAAUCAAUGUGAUGGUAACUUGGUGAAGAGAGUUGUCUCGGAGUGUUUUUUUACUAGUAUCAACAUUGUUUCAUCGGUGGCGAAGGUUUGCGGAUCCUGUGGCAAUCUAUUCCUUGACAAGAUGUCUGAAAGGAAAGCAGUAAUAAAAAAUGCCGACAUGGCAGAAGAUAUGCAAACUGAUGCUAUUGAAUGCGCCACACAAGCACUAGAGAAAUUCAACAUCGAGAAAGACAUCGCGGCUUUCAUCAAGAAAGAGUUUGACAAGAAAUACAACCCUACAUGGCAUUGCAUCGUUGGCAGGAACUUCGGCUCUUAUGUGACACACGAGACCAAGCAUUUUAUCUACUUUUACCUCGGACAAGUUGCUAUUCUGUUGUUCAAGUCUGGAUGAAUAAAGAACAUUAUUUCCUGAGGCGAACAUUUGAUGAUAAAUUUAGUCAAUGCAAUUGCAAAAGCCAUUCGAUGUUUCCCGAAAGUGUACGCCCAAAAUAGCUGUACAAAUAUCUUAUUCAAACAUUUCGUUAAAAAGGUUGAUCACAUUCCUUUCUCAAUUUAUUCCCGUUUGUCUUUCCGCAUAGUUGCAUGCUAAUGUUUUUUUUCGUUUUCAAACAUGACGAUUUUGUAAAAUAAAAUGGACGCCUAUCAACAGACAACUAAUUUCGUUAUGCAAUUACAGCGACAAGAUGUGUAUAUAUAUAUUUAGUAGUUAAAGAGUUUAAAUUGACAAAAAAUACUUGGCUUGAAAAAAGUUGGCGGUUUAUUUUUCUUUGUUGUUAGUUACUACCAGGGAGAUGAGACCCCCCCCCCCCCCCCACACACACACAAUUGUAAACGCUUUUUCAAAUAAGAGUGGUUUCGUAUAAAUGGAACAUUAGUACUAACUUGGGAUGGUGCUGGAGCAAGUUCAGCCACAAAUAAAAUCAUUUCAACAAAA
Nematostella vectensis (starlet sea anemone) is the source of this 967-nucleotide messenger RNA. Its product is annotated as dynein light chain LC6, flagellar outer arm. The record is from RefSeq and is a predicted model, not a curated record. Gene Ontology annotation, biological process: cilium assembly; microtubule-based process. Gene Ontology annotation, cellular component: cytoplasmic dynein complex. Lineage: Eukaryota; Metazoa; Cnidaria; Anthozoa; Actiniaria; Edwardsiidae. The transcript has 2 exons. Gene Ontology annotation, molecular function: dynein intermediate chain binding; dynein light intermediate chain binding. The coding region runs from base 155 to 424 and encodes 89 amino acids.